Drosophila gunungcola (fruit fly) is the source of this 1299-nucleotide messenger RNA. RefSeq lists its product as uncharacterized. Lineage: Eukaryota; Metazoa; Arthropoda; Insecta; Diptera; Drosophilidae. The transcript has 2 exons. The record is from RefSeq and is a predicted model, not a curated record. Bases 1 to 1299 code for a protein of 432 amino acids.
AUGGAGAAACACGCAACGGCCAGGGGUUUUUGUCUUUGUCACCUGAUAUGUGUGUGGUAUCAGACUGGAAGGAUCGGACUAUAUUUUGGAUUCUAUAAUGUGGGCUACACAGAGCAACUAAAAAAAUUCACUUGCGAUGAGCAACUAUACGUGCAAAUAAUGGCUGUGGUUAAUUUGUUUGCCAGUUGGCUUUAUAUCUGCUUCAGUUAUCGAUGGACCUACGAUCAGUUUGUGUUCCUGCUUUAUAUACCACUUUAUGUGUACUUUUUCAUCCUAAGAAGACAUCUAACGGAGCUCUUAAAUGAAUGUGCUGGUCUGCAUAAAUUAAUGCAAAAGAUUCUUGGCAACCGACUGUGUGUAAAGAUACGUAGAGAAUGUUUUUACACUUUACUUAUGAUUGUGUUGCUUAUUUUGCUACUUUUAUGGAAAUUCAGAAUAUAUUCUGUUUAUCAGAGUGUUUUUAUAUUCGGCGUGGGAUUUAUCUACCACCUUGAGCUGUUGUUUUUUGGGAACUAUCUCAUUUGGCUGAGCUGUAUCUAUAGAUCUCUAAAUGUGUUUCUCUGUCAAGACAUGAUAAGUGAUAGAUUGCAUAUAUUAAAGGGAGUGCUGAGACAGCAAACCAUUAUAUGGCGAGUUCAUCGGAACGUGUCUAGAUAUUUUGCCCUUCAUAUUUUAAGUUUUAUGGUCCAACCAGUUGUUCAAAUUCACAUGAUACUUGAGAGCUCUGGUCAACUAGUGAAUGCUCAAUUGAUUUAUUUAACAAUCCAUUUGCUCAUAUUGGCUUUAUUUUUUUUGAUUGGAUGGAACCUAAAAACACAGCAUUGCAAAUUUCAAAAGAGUUAUUUAAAAUUAAAAGAUGAUCCGAAUAAGUUUGUUAUAAAGUCCUGGCGUCUAUUGCAACACAGAACUUUGCCAAAGGCUUUUAAAGUAACAUUUUUGAGAAGGCAAGAAAAAGUGCAGAGCAAACAGGAUGUGAUUACUAUGAUGUUCUCCAAUAACUAUCCAGCUGUUCUGUUAACUGAAAAAACAUUUAAUUUGACAAUCUUUGCCUUCAAAGGUGUUACGAUUGGAAUUUGCUUAUCAAUGCUGACGAGUUGCCUAAAGACUCACAUUCGUGAGCUCCUUCUUUUGCUAGUUAUUCGCUUACUUUAUCACAAAAACAUAACAUUGCAGGAGUAUGAGUAUGAGUCCCGGGAUGAAUUCAAUGGCAAUGUGACCCAAACAAUUAGUCAAGUCUAUCGCUUUUAUUUCUAUGAUGAGUUCGAAGUGAAUAAUAAACAGCAAAAUGAGCCACAUUAA